AUGAAUAUCGUCGGGAAAAUCUUUGCACGCAUUGUUCUCAACUGUCUGAACUACCACCUAAAACAAGGUCUUCCGCCGGAAAGCCAAUGCGGUUUCCGCCGUCAUCGUGGGACCGCCGACAUGAUCUUCGCCGCCCAUCAACUUCGGGAGAAGUGCCAGAAGAUACGGACCCACAUGUACUCUAUCUUCGUGGAUAUGACGAAAGCCUUCGACACGGUGAAUCGUGAAGGACUGUGGAAGAUCAUGCAGGAAUUCGAUUGUCUCGACCGAUUCACCCAGAUGGUGAGUCAACUCCACGAUGGCAUGAUGAUAAAUAUUGUAAGAAAUAAAGCCACAUAUCUGGGCAGCUUUGGCUGUAAUUCUGUCAGCGUCCGACUCUGCCUCAUCCCCCCACGCCGGCAACAAAAACUGACCACACUCCCGAAUCGUCAAAACCAUCCUCCUCCACUGCCUCAACAUCCGCUACGCCGGCUCAUGUGCCCACCACGACUGCACACAAUCCUGACACACAGACAAACAUAAAUUCCCCCACCACCAACGCCAGCGGUGUGGACUCGAUCCUUACCUGUCCUCAUCGUGACCGCGCCUCCACCUCACGCAUCGGCCUGGUCGGCCACUUGCGAAUCCAUCGUACGGAGACUGACGAACCAGUGUCUGGAGCACCAGUCUACACUCGUCGCACUCGCCUCCACUGUUCACACUGCCACGCACAUUCCCCCACCGCAUAA
Spirometra erinaceieuropaei is the source of this 728-nucleotide messenger RNA. The record is from the annotation of a GenBank genome assembly. NCBI's taxonomy places the organism in Eukaryota, Metazoa, Platyhelminthes, Cestoda, Diphyllobothriidea, Diphyllobothriidae.